Meriones unguiculatus (Mongolian gerbil) is the source of this 3704-nucleotide messenger RNA. RefSeq names its product T-box transcription factor 5 (gene Tbx5). The transcript has 9 exons. The record is from RefSeq and is a predicted model, not a curated record. Gene Ontology annotation, cellular component: nucleus. Gene Ontology annotation, biological process: regulation of transcription by RNA polymerase II; cell fate specification; pattern specification process. NCBI's taxonomy places the organism in Eukaryota, Metazoa, Chordata, Mammalia, Rodentia, Muridae. Gene Ontology annotation, molecular function: RNA polymerase II cis-regulatory region sequence-specific DNA binding; DNA-binding transcription factor activity, RNA polymerase II-specific. The coding region runs from base 500 to 2056 and encodes 518 amino acids.
GAGAGAGAGAGAGAGAGAGAGAGAGAGAGAGACUCAUACCUCAAAUUCUGGAACUUUAACUCUGGAAAGCGUCUCUCUCUGAAAACAGCUGCGUGCGCGGAUUCCCGAUGCUCUCUCAGGCCCCCCAACUUUUCUUCUCUGGGGUGGGGGGUGUGCAAGGGUGGGCAGGACACUGAGAUUGUAUGGUUUGGGGGUGCUCCGGGGAUCCGCCGUUCAGUUUUGCGUUCUUCUGAACCCUGCCGGAGCCUGACAGCGGGAAAGUAUUCAGGGCUAGCGAACAGCCAGCGAGCCGAGGAGGAGGUGUGUGCCUGAGGUGGGCAGUCGCUGGGAGGCUCCAGCGGUGGGUACUUCUCCUUAGCAACAGUAGCAGCUAGCUUGGGCAAGCAGACCCCAGGACGAACUCCAGCGUCACCAUGCCUGCUAUGGGGUGGUGGUGAAUGCAUCCGGCUGCGCACGGCGAGAAUAGAACCUCGCGCGGGCACGGGACCCAGGGCGCACCAUGGCCGAGGCAGAUGAGGGCUUCGGCCUGGCCCACACGCCUCUCGAGCCGGAUUCCAAAGACAGGUCCUGCGAUUCAAAGGCCGAGAGUGCUCUGGGAGCGCCCAGCAAGUCGCCGGCCUCCCCGCAGGCCGCCUUCACCCAGCAGGGCAUGGAAGGAAUCAAGGUGUUUCUUCAUGAAAGAGAACUGUGGCUGAAGUUCCAUGAAGUGGGCACAGAGAUGAUCAUCACGAAGGCUGGGAGGCGGAUGUUUCCUAGUUACAAAGUGAAGGUGACUGGCCUUAAUCCUAAAACGAAGUAUAUUCUUCUCAUGGAUAUUGUUCCAGCAGACGACCACAGAUAUAAAUUUGCAGACAAUAAAUGGUCUGUAACUGGCAAAGCCGAGCCCGCCAUGCCGGGCCGCCUGUAUGUGCACCCAGACUCCCCAGCGACCGGAGCACACUGGAUGCGGCAACUUGUCUCCUUCCAGAAACUCAAGCUCACCAACAACCACCUGGACCCAUUUGGGCAUAUUAUCCUGAACUCCAUGCACAAAUACCAGCCCCGAUUACACAUCGUGAAAGCAGACGAAAAUAAUGGAUUCGGUUCAAAGAAUACUGCGUUCUGCACCCACGUCUUUCCGGAGACCGCGUUUAUCGCCGUGACUUCGUACCAGAACCACAAGAUCACGCAGCUGAAAAUUGAGAAUAACCCCUUCGCCAAAGGCUUCCGGGGCAGCGAUGACAUGGAACUGCACAGGAUGUCUCGGAUGCAAAGUAAAGAGUAUCCCGUGGUUCCCAGGAGUACAGUCAGGCACAAAGUGGCCUCCAACCACAGCCCCUUCAGCAGUGAAACCCGAGCCCUCUCCACCUCAUCCAAUUUAGGAUCCCAGUACCAGUGUGAGAACGGUGUCUCGGGCCCCUCCCAGGACCUUCUGCCCCCACCUAACCCAUACCCACUGGCCCAGGAGCACAGCCAGAUUUACCACUGCACCAAGAGGAAAGAUGAAGAAUGUUCCAGCACCGAGCACCCCUACAAGAAGCCGUACAUGGAGACCUCCCCCAGUGAGGAGGACGCCUUCUACCGCGCAGGCUACCCCCAGCAGCAAGGCCUGAGUACCUCGUACAGGACAGAGUCGGCCCAGCGGCAGGCCUGCAUGUACGCCAGCUCCGUGCCACCCAGCGAGCCUGUGCCCAGCCUGGAGGACAUCAGCUGUAACACGUGGGCCAGCAUGCCCUCCUACAGCAGCUGCACAGUCACCACCGUGCAGCCCAUGGACCGCCUACCCUACCAGCACUUCUCUGCUCACUUCACCUCGGGGCCCCUGGUCCCUCGGCUGGCUGGCAUGGCCAACCACAGCUCUCCUCAGCUUGGCGAAGGGAUGUUCCAGCACCAGACCUCAGUGGCCCAUCAGCCUGUGGUCAGGCAAUGUGGGCCUCAGACUGGCCUUCAGUCUCCAGGUGGUCUCCAGCCCCCAGAGUUCCUGUACUCUCACGGCGUGCCCAGGACCCUGUCCCCACACCAGUAUCACUCAGUACACGGGGUCAGCAUGGUGCCAGAGUGGAGCGAGAAUAGCUAAAGGCAAAAACCCUUGCCAGAGAAAGAGAGGUGGGAGAGAGAGGAGAGGAGAGAAAGAUGAGGGACAGUAGCAAUGAGAACUCCGUAGAUGAGACACUCAUAUCAUCUGUCCUCACCUCUACCCGGGGCUCCCAGGGCCACUGAUCAGAUCAGGGGCCUGAAGCCGCCAUUCCAAAGCCGUGACUCUCGUUUUGUCUCAAAACCUACAAAACAAACGGAAAAAAGGAGUCCCACCCUGCGUGAUCACUCCGCUGUCAUCAACCGGGCACGCUCACAGUGCCCCGGACAUGUUCCCCGAUUGUUUCUUUUGGGUUCUAGAACAUACUUCCUCCAUGAGUGUUUGGCCCUGGUGCACGGUGAGAGGCAUUCUGUGUCUCGGUGUGAAAGCUGACUUUGUUAUAUAAUAAAUAAUAAUAUAUUUUUUUUCCUUUGAAUUUUCUUACUGGGGACCCAGUCCCUUAAAUGGAGGGAGAGCAGAGACAAAUACGUCUCAAAACAUGUACUUCCGGGCCUUCCCUCCAAUAAAUGAGUUAAGAUGUACAUCUGCCACCCUCCUCUAACAAAAAUACCUACCUCCGUCAUGUGAGAUGUCUACGAAAGUCCCAGAGCACCUGCUAGUUUUCGGAUUGGGUUUUGCUUUUUUCCUUUUGCUUCGUUUUGCCUUCCUCAGCACCAUGGCAUUCAGAGUUGCCUUCUACUGAGCGGAUAGAGUUAGGAUGUCGGGCUCUGUGUGGCAUCCUCAGCACCAUUUCACCCCAGCUCCCGGUCUCUCCAGCCGUCUGUGGCCUGUUAACUCCUCAGCCAGAACUCUUGCCUCGACAAACUGAAAGAGCCCAGGGAGACACAGGGGAACAGAACUGUGAUGCGGAGGAGGGGCCCGAGCUCCCCGGCUUGCAAGUUGUAGGGGAGAAAAAGAAAGUGAAAAUAAAUAUACUUCACCUUAGAAAAGAACAAUGACGUCAGCGCCAGGCUGGCUCAGACCUCCUCUGUGAUCCCAAAUCGGGAUCCACAGCAAAACAGCUCCAGGUGCCUCAAGGAGAGGAAGCCACGUUACCAGAGCGUCCUCCUCCGCUGCGAAGAAAUCCCCCCAGCGCCGAUUACUUGGGACACAAAACCACACGCAUCGAAAGCAGAAAGACAGUGUUAAAAAAAAAAAAAUAGUGUGUAAGUACUACAUUGUUGUAGGGUUUCUCAGAUGUAAUAUUUUACUGGUACUAUUUAUUUAUAAAUAGGAAUUCUAAUUAAGUAGUAACAUGAAACCCAGCCUGGGAGCUGACCAAGACCUUUUAAUUUUAUUGGUACUCAAAACUGCGUUUGUGUCCUCGCUCUCUCUUGAAUGUGCUUACUUUUCUUGAUUUUUUUUUAAAGAGGUUUUUGUGUUUUUCUUUCUCCUUCCUUUCCUUCCUUCCUUCCUUUUUUUUUUUUUUUUUUUUUUUUUUAACUGACCCUAAUAAGCAGAACAGGGUAAUCUGUGUGGCUGAGAAUAUGGGAGCCUGUGAGCGAGUGAGUGUUUGCAUGCGAGUGUCCUAUGCGGUUUUGUCUUUUUAUGUCGCUAAAGGGGGGGUGGGUGAGAAUCAAGUACUCGUUUAUUACAUUUGUGUGCCCAUUAAUGCCUAAUAAAUACCAUGUGUUUAAAAGAGUACAUGAGA